Molecule: messenger RNA, 896 nt
Organism: Trichoderma atroviride IMI 206040
Lineage: Eukaryota; Fungi; Ascomycota; Sordariomycetes; Hypocreales; Hypocreaceae
Source: RefSeq, a predicted model, not a curated record
AGGAUACGAAAUACUUUUCCUUCUUCCUUGAAGGCGCCUGCUACGUCCUGGGAUUUGACAUGCUCCAGGACAAAACCAAAGUAGACACUCACCUGCCGUGGCUUCAUGUCGCUCUAGAGUGCCUCUCCACCAUGUCUCCAACCAACGAGGCAUCCCCUUCUCAGACGCAGAUUCUCAUCAAGGCCAUCAACCGCAUCAUCUGCACAGUUGCCCCCUGCGCCAACUGUCCCUGCCGCAGAAUGGACACAGCCCUCGCCGAGACUCCUCAAUGCCCAACCGACCCAGCACUCCCGCUGGCCAACAACCUGAUGACGCCCUCCGAUACUUCUGUAUCUGCGUAUCCGCCAUCCGCACCGUCCAUGUCACUAAGCUACUAUGCGCCAACCGGCUCCCGAGAGUCUAUCCCGCCGAUUCUCUCUUCCUGUGCUGACGGCCACUCUUGCGUCAUGAAUCUUCCGGGAGCUCAGGAUCCGGAUUUUGACUGGAGGAUGAUUGACGUGGAGACGCUCAUGUCGAUUGAUCCGUUCGAAUUCAUCUUAAAUGCGAGGAUGAAUGAAGAAGGAGGGCAGGCAAUGAUGUGAAGCACCUCUGGCGUCUCUUUGUCUUCAUCUUUUUUUCGCCUUAGAUUGUUUUAUAUUCUGUUCACAGAUUGAAUUAUUGAGCAUUGAUACUCUAGUAAGAUUUUAUACGCGUUUAUGAGAGGGAAAGGCGCUUUUUUUCUUCUUUAUUUGGUUGGGGUGAAGGCAUGGAGCAUUUGCAUGAUUUAGUUUAACACUGUACCUGGUUAUUCAUUAUCCAGGAUGAGCCAGCCUCUCUUUCGGAAGCGAAUUGAUGUUUAUACAAAUUUGAAUUACAUAGCUAUACCAGCUCGAAGCAACAUUUAUACAAGGAUGGAU